ACUGACAGUGACACUGACAAAUAAACUGUAAAGUAAACAAAUAAUUUUGACUUUUAGUUUGUAAUUUUCGUUUAGCAUAUUAAAAAACAAAGUUUUAUGCGAUUACAGUUAUACAACUAAAAUGACGAUCUACAAUUUAUACAUUUUUGAUCGAUAUGGAACUCUACUUUAUUAUGGAGAAUGGAACCGGACUAAACAAGCAGGGAUGUCUCGAGAAGAGGAAGGAAAGCUGAUGUAUGGAAUGCUGUUCUCUAUAAAGUCAUUUGUUGCCAAGAUAUCUCCACUGGAUCCAAAGGAUGGUUUCCUGAAUUAUAGAACCUCUAAAUAUACACUACAUUGCUUGGAGACUCCAUCAGGACUCAAAUUCGUAAUGAACACAGACAAUCAAGCACAAGGUGUUAGGGAAUUAUUAAAAAAGAUUUAUGGUGAAAUCUAUGUUAAAUAUGUAGUGGGUAAUCCACUGUGCGCUAUGGGAGAGCCCAUUAAUAGUGAAUUAUUUAAAAAUAAACUUGACACUUUUAUCAAACAGGCACCUUUAAGCACUGUCAGAGCAUCUUGAUAAAACUUUUGAUUGAUUCCAAAAUCAGUGGUGUGGCAUGCCAAGAAUCAUCAUAAAAAAAGAGGAAUAUGAAGGCAGAUUGAAAAAGAGCAAAGUAAUCAAGUCUAUUAUAUGGCUGUAUUUUCUUUGUUUAUGUUGAUAUGACAUUAUCUGUUAUUGUGAAUUGUGUUGAUUUAAUUACAGAACUCAACAUAAAAGGGAAUACCCAUCCUUGGCCCAGGCCUACCCUAACCACCCAGCAAUUUACUUAUAUUAAAAAAAAUCUUGAUAAUUCUACUUUAAUAUUGAAAUCAUUACUUUAUCAUCAUUAAAGUUUUACGACAUUUUUAAUUUGUCCACAACAGGGACUAGCUAAGAUCGUUGACCAUACAGCCUGAGUUUUUUGAUAUUUUUUGAAGACUUAUGAUUGGUUUGUUUGUUUGUUUUCUUGUUUGAUAAGCUUGUAUAAUGUAUAAUAUAAUAAAUAUUACUUGGCCGCUUGCCAAUGGGCAUGCCCCUUUACAUAUUUAUGACAGGCCCUGUUAAGCUUCACCACUGUUGAAUAUUGUAAAUAUAAUUAUAAUCAAAUUUAUAAUUAAUUAAUAUAUGUUUAUUCCAGUUUUUGAAUAAAUUUAUGGCUAAUUUUACAUAUUACUGUUCAUAACAUAACUAAUACUAAUGAAAACAUAACUUUCUUACUCAACCAGUAAUCAUUACGGAUACUUGUUAAGUUAAAGUUACUAUAUUAUUUAUUUGUGAUCAUUCAUUUGGAUGACUGGUAUUAAGAGAGUAGGUAUAAGAAUGUUAUUUUUUAUUGUUGGUUUAAUUACAAAACCUUUUAAUAAUAAUAAUUGUUUGCGAGUUUAUUGCCAGCUCUUCUCAGCAGAACCUGCCUUCUGAACUGUCAGUAGAGCCUCUACUGAUAGACAAAAUUGAUGUUUCAUUUGAACUUGUUUACGAAAUCUACAUUGAUUUGAUUUUUGUUACUGUGCUGUUACAUAAAUGUUAAAUUAUUUUUUGAUUUUGCUCUACUUAUUUUCUAAUAUUAAAUGUAUUGUAAGAGUGGUGUUUUUGAUGGUUUGAAGUUCAUGUUCAAGAGCACAUUUUUUCAGGAAACUCGCGAUUUUUACAGUAACUUUUUGACGGCCUCUGUGGCACAGUUCGAUCGUCGGUUUUCUUUUUUCGGAAAACACCAGAUUAAGUGAGAUUGUGAGAGAUAUUUCACCAAUUUUUGAUUUUACACGUACCUAAGGGGCCCCUGUAAUCAGUUACGGAUCAGGUUCAGAAAUGCAGAGAUCCGUAGAGAAAGAAUAACCAAAGUCAUCGACAUAGCUCAACCAAGUCGCAAAGCUGAAGUGACAAUGAGCAGGGUGUUUAGUUAGAAGAUCCGGUGGACGUUGCGUUGGGUUCUCAAAGUGCUGGAAUGGCGGUCCCGCACCGGAAAGCGCAGUGUUGGUCUAACCCCUAAAAGGUGGACUGAAAAUAUUCCCGCGACAGUCGCCGGCGGUCUGCGUUGUCGUUCCCGUGUGGGGCUUCUAUUGCUUAGCGAGUUCACUUGAAGUGCUCUACACACAUUAUACACAGCCUUUUUUUAUUAUUAUUUCUUUACAAGUUAGUCCUUGACUACAAUCUCACCUGAUGGUAAGUGAUGAUGCUGUCUAAGAUAGAAGCGGACUAACUUGUUAGGAGGAGAAUGAAAAUCCACCAAUCCAAUUUGGUUUCUACACGGCAUCGCACCGGAACGCUAAAUCGCUUGGCGGUACGUCUUUGCCGGUAGGGUGGUAACUAGCCACGGCCGAAGCCUCCCACCAGCCA
Bicyclus anynana (squinting bush brown) is the source of this 2353-nucleotide messenger RNA. It is a transcript of the gene Bet5, whose product is annotated as trafficking protein particle complex subunit 1. Gene Ontology annotation, biological process: endoplasmic reticulum to Golgi vesicle-mediated transport. The transcript is spliced from 2 exons. The coding region runs from base 122 to 559 and encodes 145 amino acids. Lineage: Eukaryota; Metazoa; Arthropoda; Insecta; Lepidoptera; Nymphalidae. The record is from RefSeq and is a predicted model, not a curated record. Gene Ontology annotation, cellular component: TRAPP complex.